This is a messenger RNA of Colletotrichum scovillei, 1581 nucleotides long. Its product is annotated as major facilitator superfamily transporter. Gene Ontology annotation, cellular component: membrane. The transcript has 6 exons. Gene Ontology annotation, biological process: transmembrane transport. NCBI's taxonomy places the organism in Eukaryota, Fungi, Ascomycota, Sordariomycetes, Glomerellales, Glomerellaceae. Gene Ontology annotation, molecular function: transmembrane transporter activity. The coding region runs from base 1 to 1581 and encodes 526 amino acids. The record is from RefSeq and is a predicted model, not a curated record.
AUGGCCGACGUCGAGCCCCCCGCGCGGAAAACGGCCAGCGACAGCGGCAAGGACGCCGUGUCCAUCUAUCAGGACUCGGACGCGCCUGUCAUCGGUCGCGAGAAUCUGUCUGACCUCGUGCCGCCGCAUGAGUCUUACGAAGGAAAGCACAGAUGGGAUCCCGCCGCGACCUGGACCGAGGCCGAGGAGAGGAAGGUGGUUCGCAUCACCGACAUCAAGUUGCUGACGAUGCUGUGUAUCAUGUUCUUUGGCCUGCAAUUGGACAGAGGAAACUUGAGCAAUGCUCUGGCAGAUGAUUUCCUCAAAGACCUGAAGCUCAGCAGUGACGACUACAACAACGGAACCACAAUUCAGCUGGUGUGCUUCCUGGCCGCCGAAUUCCCCGUCCAGUUCCUCACCAAGCGCUUCGGUUUCAAGUACGUUCUGCCGACCAUGAUGAUGAUGUGGGGAACCGUCUCCUGGACUCAGGCCUGGAUCACGACCCGCGCCGGCUUCUACGGUGGCUUCAUUCCUGGUACUAUUCUCUUCGCGACCUACUUCUACACAUCAAAGGAGCUGUCUGUUCGACUGGCCGUGUUUUGGUCCACGCUCAACGUUGCACGAGUCAUCUCGGCUCUGCUGGCGGCGGGUAUCCUCAAGAUGCGCGGCAUUGGUGGACACACAGGCUGGUUCUGGCUCUUCCUGUUGGAGGGUCUCCUGACUUGUGUUUUGGCUGUCAUGGCAUUCCUCUGGCUCCCCGCCUCCCCGACGAAUACUACGACGGUCCUCUGGAGAAAGCCGUGGUACACUGAGAGACAGGAGGUCAUCAUGAUCAACCGCAUCCUCCGUGACGACCCCGCAAAGGGCCUCACUGCGCUGAAGGAGCCCAUGACGUUCAAGGACAUCAAGAAUGCAUGGCUCGAUCCCUCCAUGUGGGGUCUGUACCUCAUCGGCCUCGUCGCCUACAUUCCGGCCACGCCCGUCCAGGCGUACUUGACGCUCACCCUCCGCCGCCUGGGUUUCACGACGUUCAACGCCAAUAUGCUCACGGUGCCCUCGGCCGUGUUGCAAAUCAUUACGAUGCUCACGCUGGCCUUCAGCAGCGACUACUUCAAGGAGCGGGCGUUCCACUGCAUCUUUGGCGAGCUCUGGAUCAUGCCCCUGCUCAUCACCCUCCUCACGCUGCCGGAUGGUGGGCGCGAAUGGAGCCGAUUUUCGGUUAUUACGCUCAUCUCUGGCUACCCUUACUUCCACCCAAUCGUUUCAUCGUGGAUCUCGGAGAACACGUUCGAUGUCAAGAAGCGCGCCAUCUCGGCAGCGACGUACAACGUCAUUGUGCAGAUCGGGUCCCUCGCUGGAUCCCAAAUCUACCGCGCCUACGAUGCGCCGUACUACAAGCGCGGCAACACGGUCUGCGUGUCGAUUUGCGCUUUCAGUCUCGUCGUGUUCCUGGUGCACCGACAGGUCCUUGUGCUGCUGAACAAGCGCAAGGCGCGGGUAUGGGACGCCAUGUCCAACGAGGAGCGGCUGGCGUACCAGAGUGAUGCCGCGGCGCGCGAGCAAGACGGAAACAAGCGUUUGGAUUUCAGAUUUGUCUACUAG